UAAUAUUUACAAUAUAUACAAUAUAUACAAUAUAUAACAUAUUUUCAAAUAUUUAAAAAUCGUCACUAUCUCUUGAUCGAAUAAAUUUUGCAAAGCAAAUAUAGAAAAAAAAGAAAAAGAGAAAAAAAAUAAAAACAAGAUAAAAAUGUUGAAAUCAACGUCAUUUUCAAAGUGCUUCAGAGUUAAAACAGAUAGAAAGAAUAAAAAAGGAAGAAAAGACUAGUGUAUCAUUAUCGCCAUUUUUUAAAUGUCAAAAAUAUUUAAGAGAGGGUACUAUUUUUCAAUUCUUAUUUAGAUCCUCUACUUUAUCUUAUCUUAUAUACUUAAAAAAAUAUCUAUACUAUUCACAAGAUGGCGUUGAUGAUCAAUUCUUAGUUUAUCUCUAAUUUUCUACUUCUAUUCGUUAUUUUUUUCGCAUUUCAUUUAUUCUGAAGAUGGCGCUAUUUCAAUAUUUUUAUCUAUCUCUAUCUUUUUUCCAUUACUUGCUUUCUUUAUCUAUAUUUAAUGAUAUCGUAGAGCGCCAUCGUUAAGGCGGGGCAAACAACGGAAACUCUAAAGUCAUAUGAUCGAUUUGCGAUUCCUUCAGAACAUAGCAUUCUGUUGCGAAGAUGGCCAGCCAAACGCAAGGUAUUCAACAGCUUUUGGCAGCUGAAAAAAGAGCUGCAGAGAAAGUUGCAGAAGCUAGAAAACGUAAAGCACGUAGAUUGAAACAAGCAAAAGAAGAAGCUCAAGAUGAAAUUGAAAAAUAUAGACAAGAAAGGGAAAAACAAUUUCGUGAAUUCGAAGCAAAACAUAUGGGAUCAAAAGAAGAUGUAGCAGCCCGUAUAGAAGCUGAUACAAAAAUAAAAACAGAAGAAAUGAAUCAGACUGUGUCUAUGCAUAAAGAUUCUGUUGUGCAUACAAUUUUGGAGUUGGUAUACGACAUUAAAGCAGAAUUGCACAAGAAUUACCGCGCCGAAAUUUAAAUCAGAAAAAUCGUAUCGAUUACUUAUAAAUAUUGCAUCUUAUGCUAUAAAUGUACAUUAAGUACUUUGUUUUAUCAUGUCUUAAAACGUAUCUAUCGUUGUUAUGUUGUACUUUUGUCAGGAAAUGUGUAUAUCCUUUAAUUGUAGAUGGUGGUAUUCAAAUUAUUAGAAUUCUUUCUGCAGUUGCUACACGACAAUAAAUGUAACCUAUGCCGAGCUUUUACCACCAUAAUGGAAAGUUUAAGGAUUAUCAUAGUGCCGUCAUGGUAGCAAUAUAGAUGCAAACAAAUUAUCGUCAUUAUGAUAUAUCAAGGCCUAGAUAUAUUAGCAUGACGUGUAAAUGUUAAAGCUUAGGGUGGUGGUAGAAAGUUGUACAUCAUUAAAUGUAUAUUGUUAUUGAUAGAUGUCAUUCCAUAAUUCUGCUGCAUCGAGGACAUAAAAAAUUCGUUAAAUAAUUCUGUACAACUUCCAAAGAAUCACACAUAAGCUCCCAAUCCGAUGUGAUUCUUACGACGAUGUACAUAAUAUAUAUUAUUUGUUUUGUUUGAAACAUACAUUUAAACUUUAUUAAGGUAUAAAGAUACAAGAAAUUAUACCUCAUGUAUAAACCCUGUCUCCGUAUGCUGACUAAUCUGUACAGUAUUAAUGUUCGGAAAUAAAAACGAUCAAAAGAUAA
Molecule: messenger RNA, 1641 nt
Organism: Apis cerana (Asiatic honeybee)
Lineage: Eukaryota; Metazoa; Arthropoda; Insecta; Hymenoptera; Apidae
Gene: Vha13
Product: V-type proton ATPase subunit Vha13
Biological process (GO): synaptic vesicle lumen acidification
Cellular component (GO): vacuolar proton-transporting V-type ATPase complex; vacuolar proton-transporting V-type ATPase, V1 domain
Molecular function (GO): ATP hydrolysis activity; proton-transporting ATPase activity, rotational mechanism
Source: RefSeq, a predicted model, not a curated record